AUGUUCGACUAUGACGAUCUGGAUAUGGCCGAGGAUGUCAAGCAGGUGACGAUGACUGCUCCGGCGCAGCAAAGUCUCAGGUCUUUGGUGGCAGACAUGAGCUCUCGAGUGGACAGUAUCAAGGCCCGAGUGGACCAGAAGGAGCGAGAUCGGGUGGAAGCUCCUCAUCGGCGGAGGAAGGCAACCGAUGCCGUCUCGAGCGCUUCGCUGUCAUUUGCAGAGUUCCUUGGCAUCGCACAGAGCAAAUCCAGCCAAGAAGAGAGCUCUUCCAGGGGCCUUCGAGUUGCACGCUCUCGUCCAUCUGGCAAGGAGCCCCAGAUGGUGGACUGUGAUGAGUAUUUGGUCGUGUUGACAGGGGAAUUCCGGUUGCAAAAGGGAGAGGAGAACAUUACACUCCGUGAAGGCGAUGGCAUUUUCCUGGAGGCGGGGGAGAGAGUGCUCUGGACCUGGGAUCGCACCGUGCAGUUCAUCACCAUUGCCCUCCCCGAGCGUACCCGAACAAGGGCACAAACGUCGGAGUGCGGCAUCCAGACAGAGACCUGCAAGGGUGACGAGAAGGUUUGGGGAGAAGCUAGUGACCGAGGCUUGCCGCGCAGAGAGCCUGUGGGACUGCUCAAGAGCCGCCAGGCACCAGUACCUCUGCUGCGCAUGCCCGGAGGGUCUGCAGAAUCAGCGGAUACUACCGACAUCAAAGAGUCGGAGUCAACGCCUUGCAGAAGUGACGCCACAACCGGAUCUGGGCACGCUUCUCCGGCCCCCGUGGAGCGGAGUGAAGGCAGCAAUGAAGGAGCACUUCGUCACGUGACAUCACUGUCUGCUUUCGAGCAAGUGGCGGACAAAGCGGAGCGUCUACGGCUUAGGCAGGAGAUGGAGGAGCGUGUGAUGGAUCGCCCGGCACGCUAUGGCGCGCGGCACCUGGCGACACCCGUGGUCGUUGUUUCGUCAGAGAUCAACCCCUGGUCCAAGACAGGCGGCUUGGCGAUGGUUGUGGAGAGCUACGCCUACGAAUUUGCGAUGCGAGGCCACCGUACCAUGGCAGUGACUCCACGAUACGGCAACUACACAAACUGCAAGCCAGUCGGCUCAACCAAGGUUUGGCUGGCUGGCCAGGAGCAUGAGGUGGUUUUCUAUCACCAGCGCCAGGAUUUUGGCAAUGGUCGUGGCUGUGACUACGUCUUCGUCGAUCACCCUUGCUUCCACCGACCCCAUGGACUUUACGGCGACCCCACCAGUGGCGAGUAUCCGGACAACGCCUUCCGGUUCUCCUUGCUGUGCGUAGCUGCCACAGAGGCACCAUUGGUCCUGAAUUUGGGUGGCUCUAUUUUCGGCCAAGAGGUCUGCUUCAUUGCCAAUGAUUGGCAAACCGGCAUGCUCCCGGCCUACCUCUUCUACAAGUACAAGCGAAACGGAACCUACCGCAAGGCAAGAUGUCUCAUGGUGCUGCACAAUAUGGGCUAUCAAGGAAAAUAUCGGAUGAGCCAGCACCCGAUGGACAGGUUCUUUGGGCUUCCUGCGGAGGCUUGCCAGGAUUUGGAAGGUGAAGAUCUUCAUUUCGGCUCAGACUGCGUGAAUCUCUUGGGUGCUGGCAUCCGGAUGGCAGAUCGUGUGGUGACGGUCUCACCCAACUAUGCCUUUGAGAUUCAGACGCCAGAAGGUGGGCUUGGACUCCACUCGGCGCUCCAGGCCAAGGCCUCCAAGAACAGAGUCAUGGGAAUUCUCAAUGGCAUCUCCGACGAGUGGAACCCGAUGACCGACCCCCAUAUUGUGAUGAGAUAUGGUCCCAGCAACUUCGAGGAAGGCAAGCUGCGCUGCAAGGCUGAGCUCCAGCGCCAACUGGGCCUCCAGCAGGACCCGAAGCUGUGCCUCAUCGGCUUCUGUGGCCGUCUCUGCUACCAGAAGGGGAUCCACCUCAUUAUGGAGUGCCUCCCAUGGCUGAUGCGUGAUGAGGGAAACGGGGUCAACGGCUACGUGCAGCUUGCGCUGAUGGGCAAGGGCGACGUCAAAUACGAAGAGCAGCUCCGGUCCACGGAGGCUUCCAACCGGGGCCGCGUUUGCGCAUUCGUUGGUUUUGAUCCCAUUGUGGAACACCGCAUGAUGGCCGGAUGCGAUAUUCUGCUAAUGCCCUCUCAGUACGAGCCAUGCGGCCUGCCACAGAUGUAUGCGCAGCAGUAUGCCACAAUCCCUGUGGUCCAUGAGACGGGAGGUCUGAAGGACUCGGUCCGUGGCCUGUGGAGUGUGGAGCACGACAGACACUGUGCCACCGGAUUCCUGUUUGGAGGCUUCGAUGCCAAUCACCUCAAGGAGCGGCUCUACCAGGCGAUGGACAUCUUUCGGCAUCAGAGACCGCUUUGGCGACAAAUGCAAACCAAUGCAAUCAAAAGUGAUUUCUAUUGGCCUCAAGCCAUUGAUGAAUAUGAAAAGAACAUCGACCAGGUCAUGGAGGCCAAGCCAAACGAGGGAUGGUGUGCUGUUCAGUUUCAUUGA
Messenger RNA from Symbiodinium natans, 2484 nucleotides. The record is from the annotation of a GenBank genome assembly. Lineage: Eukaryota; Dinophyceae; Suessiales; Symbiodiniaceae.